AUGGAAAACGGCAACAAAGCAGAGGAACACAAUGGUAUAUUAGUGAGUACAGAAAUGCCAGAUGCUAUGGUAAUGGAGAUCAUCUCCCGCUUGCCCUUGAAGUUUGUUGUUCAAUGUAAACUUCUAUCAAAAAAUAUUAAAGGUAUGAUUUCUCAUCCUGAAUUUUCCAAAACAUUGUUCCAACGUCAAAAAGACACUUCCUCACAACUCAUCUAUUUAGUAAAUGAUGGGAGAUUAUUUAGACAAUUCCCCAAAAUCUCCUUAAACCCAAUCAGUCAAUCCGUGACAACUUUAAGCUAUGACCUCGAGAUUUUGGCCUCAUGUAAUGGCCUAAUUCUCUUUGACUUUGAGAGAAUUAGGCGUUACUGUGUUUUCAAUCCCACAACUAGAGAGCACCAAUUGAUACCGUAUACAGAGUCUCCAAGAAAUGAUUUAGAAAAAACAGGCCUAGCGGUUGAUUACCCGAACUCAGAUCAGUACAAAUUGGUAACCAUAAGUAAGCUGGUUGAAAAUUCCAACUUGUUCUACAAAUUUCACCUACUUUCAUCAGAGCAAUCUGGAUUGUGGCGUGAAAUCCAGCUGAGAACCAAUACUUUCCUAUCUUUACCCUUGGGUAGUCCACCUGUUUAUUGGUGUGAUUCUCUUUAUUGGCUCAGAAGUGACGGUAGCGUUCUAGCUUUUGAUACGAAGAGAGAAGAGGCUAUACUAAUUGACCGUCCUGAGUUUCUUGAUCAUUUUGAUCUCAGCUAUGGUAAAAUUUCGACUGGUGAAGAUAUAUGGCUAGGGAGGGCGCAAGGUUUACUUACCCUUGUAUGCAUUUUCAGAAAGUUUGUAGUCAUUGCUACUUACGACAGUGCAAGCAGCCGUUGGAGGGUUUCCCAAACUUUUGACAACUUCGUUUUAAGUCCGGAAGGCACUAUUAUUGGAUUUCCAGUCUGGAUAGACAGCAAACAAGUGUCUUUUCUGGUAGAACGUCUCUCGACACAGUAUCAUGAUCUAUACGAGUAUGAUACUGAGAUCAAUAAGUACAAAAAUGCUGCAGUGCUGGACACAGUUGACUAUCCCAUGUAUUGCUUCCAUCCAACAUUAGCUUGUGUCCAUAAGACGCCCUCCAAUAAUGUAAAGACUGCUCAGCAGGAGUAUAUUGCUGCAAAGUUGGAUGAUAUCAGAAGAUUUAUUAUCGAAGAAGAAAGUUCAUCAGAGGAAUCUGUAGAAGAAGAAGAAGAAGCGGCAGAAGGAGGGGGAGGAGGAGGAGAAGCAGCAGGAGGAGGUGAAGAAGAAGAAAUAUUAAGUGAUGGUAGUGUUGUAACUUUUGAUACAAAAAGAGAUGAGGCUAUACUCAUUGACCAUCCUGAGUUUAUUAAUCAUUUUACUCCAAGCUACGGUAAAAUUUUGACUGGUUGCGAUAUAUGGCUAGGGAUGGCGCAAGAGCUAACGUCAGAAAAAGCCAUCAGCAAUGUCUUUGUCAAUGAGCAUCUUGUAUUAAAUUUGUGCUGUUUUGACCUUGCAUUUGAGUAUAAACCGCUAUAUUGCAGCUGCAUUUCCUCCUAUAAAGCAAUUGAGUGA
Molecule: messenger RNA, 1566 nt
Organism: Solanum dulcamara
Lineage: Eukaryota; Viridiplantae; Streptophyta; Magnoliopsida; Solanales; Solanaceae
Product: putative F-box/kelch-repeat protein At1g20790
Exons: 5
Coding region: 1-1566 (521 amino acids)
Molecular function (GO): protein binding
Source: RefSeq, a predicted model, not a curated record